Messenger RNA from Cladocopium goreaui, 531 nucleotides. NCBI's taxonomy places the organism in Eukaryota, Dinophyceae, Suessiales, Symbiodiniaceae. The record is from the annotation of a GenBank genome assembly.
AUGUGUGUGUGCGUGUGUGUGUGUGUGCCAAGUUUUUUGUUUUUAAGGUCGCUUCCUCUUCGCGUAAUCGGAAGCGCUGCCGCUGCAGCCGCUGUCUUGGGACAGAGGACGCCCAAAGGCAAACAGGAAGGGUCCAACAAUCACAACUCCUUUUUUGUUGAGAUCCCUCUUGGCGGAAUGUCGCCUAAGACGCCUAAGACCCCCAAAACUCCGAAGACGCCAACGACUCCCAAGACUCCAAGCACUACCUUUGAGGAUCGCUUCAAUGUAUCAGCAGUCAUCCAGUCCGCGCCGUCACCAAAGGAGAAGGAUAAAGAACGAUCGUUCAUUACCGCGGAAAGGCCGAUGCUGCUGGGGCGAGCAAAGGCUCAUUCAAAGCCAGCAUCUUCGCCCACUUCGAGCCCACCUCCGCACAGCACGCGACGAGUUUGCUUCGAGCAGGAUGGCGACAUGCUUGCUGUGAUAUCUCGUGAGGCGCAUGCGGGCCGCCAAAGGCGUAUCCGCGAUAGGUUUGGCGUCUUCCGCCUGUGA